CCCGCCGCCGCCGGAGUGAGGAGACUCCGUCCCCGCCCCGCUCCUUCCCUCAGGCCGCCCCCUCAGCGUCGAAUUCCUGCUGCGCCACAGCUCUGGGCGGCGUCCUCCCUCGCUCCCCGCCUUCCCUCGCUCGCUCUCGCUCUCUGUGCGUUUCUAGGCCCAGGCCCUCCUGGAAAGUACUCGAGGAGGCCUAGUAGAGAGGGAGGGAAGCCCAGGGCGGAGGCAGGGCCUUGUUUACUUCACGCCCUUCAACACGUUGGGAAGCAGAGUGAGACUCACGUCGGCCAGGCGGGGCCUAGGGCCCUGUCAGAAGCCACGCUCUCGCCUAAAUCACAUGCUCCCCUUCCUCCUCCACCACCCCGCCGCCGCCGCUGAGGGAUCGUACGGGAGGCGCCCCAAUGGCUUCCCGCUCGCCAAGUGUGUUUGUUUUCCUCUCAGUCGCCGACAUUAGGAGGAGGAGCAGAGAGAGACAUGGCGAGGGAGGCGUUGUAGUGGGGCCCUUUAAGGAAUGAUGAAGGGGACAUUCAGAGCAUAGCAAAAAUCAUCAUCAUCAUCAUCAUUUUUACUGGGGGUCCUCCUUAUAUUCUGGGGUUUAGCUCCAGAACCCUCCGUCCGUGGAUACCAAAAAUCAGUUCAUUCUCAAGCCUCCUUAAAUAUAAUGGCGGAGCAAAACGGAUUGCUUCAUCAUGGAAUUGUAUAGCAAAAAUAAAGGUUGGAUGAGAAGAAAUAAGGUGGAUCCCCCCCCCCCAGAAGGCUGAAAGUGUGCCAUUGCCCAAUAACCACAGUUUUGAUGAUUGUGGUCUUGGCAUGUGAAGUUAUCAGCUGACUUCAAAAUGACCCUCCUGCUUACUACAAAGUAGAAGUCAGGAAGAAUACAAUGACUGCUUUGUCACUAAAGUUCUCACCAGAUAUUCUUCUUGACCCUGCAGUUGUGCUAUGUUUAUCUGUCUUCAGAUCCAGAAUGCUGCCCACAACGGGUUCCUUGUUAACAUUCUUCCCAGGACUCUAGAAGAGGUGGGAGAGGAUGGCAAAAGCAGCAUUGGUGCCUGGCCUGACCCACAUUACCCAAGAACAAGAUGACAUGGGCACAACUGAACGGGCUCGAGCCCUCCAGUCCACACGGAAGCUGAGCAUUGCCCCAAACAUCCUGGAACUCCUGUCAAUGCCUUGCUGCUUAGAUGAACUAGAAGAUGAUUACAGUUCCUUUUUUCCGCCACGCUAACUGCUUGAAGGAACUUCGCUCGCUUCACUAGCUCUUUGGAAUCACUUCUCAUCUUGACCUCGGACCGUUUUUGACCACUCUUUGUCUCCCGCCCCUGGUAACUUCGGACUUUCGGACUGUUGACCUCGCUUUGAAUUCUCCUCUGGCUUUGACGACUUCAGAAAUGCCUGCACCUUUCAAGAAGUGCGACGUUUGCGGGGGCAAGGUGCCCGUCCAGGACCCGCACUCCUCCUGCCUGUUGUGUCUCUGCAAGGACCAUGAUGCCAAGGCUUGCCUGCUUUGCAAGUCCCUCUCGGCGCAAGCCCGGAAAAACCAUGAGUCCUGGCUCACUUCGGCCAUCGCCCUGGGCAAGGUACAGGAGGGAGGUCCCUGCUCGUCAUCUGUCCCACCUUCCGCGCCGCCCGCUUCAUCCUCCAGGGCCAGCGUGUCCAGUGUGACAUCUGUCAGGGCCAGCGUGUCCAGCGUGGUGUCUGUCCCAGCCGGGACAGUGGCUCCCACCACCUCCGAUGUGGCCCGUGGCUCGAAACUGCCCAGCGCCACCAACGAACCCUCCAAGCGCCCCCAUAAGUCAUCGGGGACUGAGGGUCUCGAGCCAAAACCAAAAUCCGGAAGGAAACCGGACGGCUCGCACGCGAGGGAACGGACUGAGGCGGAGGUCCAGCUCGCUUCGCCUUCAUCCUCCAAGGCAUCUCGACACGCCUCCAAGCCGAGGGAGCUGGCUUCGCCUUUGGGAGCGACGAGUGCCUUGCCCCCUGACAGGGCUAGGUCUCCAAAGCCCUCCUCAUCGGGAGCCGCCGCUGUCCUCUUGGACCUACCGGAGAACCCCUUCUUCCCGCCGGAAGAGACCCCGAGAUCGGGAAAGAAGAGACACCACAAGGAGGCUGAUCGGGACCCCGCACCCAAAAAGUCCAAACGGUCAAAGGAACACACCGGGACGAACUUGCCCUCCAAGGCAAAAGACAAGAAGCGCUCCCCUUCGAAGAAGGCCUGCGCUCCUGCUGUUCUUCCCGGUCCGGGGCCCGCUCCUGAGGUACAACUGGUUCCGGUACCAGACACGCCAGCUCAACCCACCAUGGACUUCGUCCACGAGGUGGAAGGCGCCACCCCCUCCUCCCUUCCUGGGGAACUGCCACCGCUGUUCCCCCACUCCGAGGAUGAGGAAGAUGGAGACGAGGUCUGUAGACACGAAGCCCCGGACCUGUUCUUUGACUCCGAGACGGGCCGGUACUUUAUGUCCGUCCCGAGGGAUGUGGCCUUCAAGGAGUUCACCAGGCUCAACCCUUGCCCUGCUGACCCGCUGGAGGGCACGUCUGCCCAGGCGAUCCCGAGUGUUUCGGUUAUGGAGAAGCCUCCAUCGUCACCCCGCCGGCGCUCUCACUCCUCGACAGGCCCCAUCCCGGUUCGGCCGAGAUCCCAGGUCAGGGUUCCGGACAUUCCUCUCACCUCUGACACGGACUCUGAGGACGAGCCCCUGCCUCCAUCCGACGUCCCCUCGGACGAUGACGACCUCUCGGCGUCUGCUUCCCCGCAGAGGAUGCACCACCCGAAACCUUCUUCCCCAUCGGAUGACGUGUGCUCUUUCAGUGAGCACAUCGUGAAUAUGGCCAGGGCUCUCGACAUCGAGCUCUCCUUCCCGGAGGACGAUGCCCGCGACCCGGUGGAGCGUCGAGUGCACGGACGGGUGCCCACAUCACCUUGCAUUCCCCUGCUUCCGUCCUUGGAGACCAUAGUCCGGAGGUCCUGGGACUCCCCGACCUCCCUGUCUGGCUCAUCCCGCAAGGUUGAGUCCCUCUACAGGGUCGUUCCGGCAAGCUGCACCUGAUUGGCCGACCAACCCAAGCCGAACUCGGCAAUUGUGGAAGGAGCCCAGCACAGCUUCGUCCCGAAGCAAGCGACCUCCCCCGUCGACCGGGAGGCUAAGAAAGUGGAUGGCCUGGCCAAGAAGGCCUACUCGGCAGCGGCCCUUGUGGUGAAGGCCAUCAACUAUAACGCCUGCAUUGGGGCCUACAUACAGACUCUUAUGGAGCGGAUCUCCCCCCUCAUACCGGACAUCCCGGAUGAGAUCCAGAGACAGCUGGUCGAGGUCAGGGACGAGGCCCACUCCAUCGGGAGUUGGCUCAUCACCGCCUCCAGGAACAUGGCUGACUGUGCGGGGAGGGCCAUGUUGGCAUCGAUGGCACUCCGACGAUACGCCUGGUUGAGGGCCUCGGACCUCAACCUUAGCGUCAAGGCGGCCAUCGAAGACAUGCUGCUUGACGGGACCGGACUUUUCCAUGCCGAAACCGACGACCGCCUGAACAGGAAGUUCAGGAUGAAGGCGGCGGCGAAGAAGCAUGGGAUGUCCUCCGCAUCCGUCUCGCCAUUCCGGAAGCGGCAGCACCCGUGGCAGCCACAAGGUCAGUCACAGGGGACCUUCUCCCAGGAUCGACAGUCUCAGCAACAGGGCUCCCAGAGACGUCGCUACCCCUCGCAGUCUUCCUCCUCCUCUGGCCGUCGCAACUUCC
Molecule: messenger RNA, 3726 nt
Organism: Sceloporus undulatus (fence lizard)
Lineage: Eukaryota; Metazoa; Chordata; Lepidosauria; Squamata; Phrynosomatidae
Product: vegetative cell wall protein gp1-like
Exons: 5
Coding region: 1386-3044 (552 amino acids)
Source: RefSeq, a predicted model, not a curated record